AUGGCAAGCCUAGGCACAGCCUCAUCACGAGAGAGGCGCAUCGCCUGCGUCCAGCUUGACUCAAAACACGCCGACGUGUCCCGAAACAUUGACACCGUUCUUGAUCUCGUCUCCAACCUCAUCUUGGACAGUGGCUCAAACUCGAAUACAAACUCGAUCGAUCUUCUUGUUCUUCCAGAACUUGCUCUCACCGGCUACGUCUUUGAAACCAGAGAAGAGAUCAACCCAUUCCUUGAAGAUGCGACCAGUUUCCUACCGCCUUCAUCCUUGUUCACCUCAACGUCUUCAUCACCGUCCACUUUCACCACAGCUUGUCGCAGCUCGUGCGCAAGCUCAAGCAGUCCAAGUCUUACGCUUGGAGCUCACCUAGCACAGCAGCUUCGUUGUCACGCUGUAAUAGGAUUCCCUGAACGGAUAUCACAUCAAGAGUCUUCUAGUCGUGCGCCAUCUAUAGGGGCCUAUCAGAGUGUCACCCUCACCCCUCCCUUCGAUGCCAGACCCAAAGAUGUCCGCAUCUCGUCGAACGAAACAGUCGAGGCUAGCCCGGACCAGACUGUCAACUACCGCGCCUCCAACUCGGCCGCUCUUUUCGCCCCUGACGGCUCCCUUCAGCAUGUCUUUCGCAAGCACUUUUUCUUUGAAACCGACGAAAAGUGGGCUUCAGCAGGCAGUGGGUUCGAAUCACUUCAUAUACCGGACCUCGGCAAUGUCUGCGUUGCCAUCUGUAUGGAUCUCAACCUAUUUCAAUUCCGCACUCCCUUUGAUUACUGCGAGCUUGCGUCCUUUUGCGUUCAACGCGACGUCGACUUGCUCGUCAUGCCCAUGGCUUGGCUUCUCCCCAAACACCAAGAGCCAAGAGUAGACUCUUUGCCAAGUCUUUCCACAAUCAAUUACUGGGUGAUGCGAUGCUUGCCCUUCUUCAAUCCUCAGACUGCAUCAACGCAGCCUUCGAGCAGCGCGACUGCCUCUUCCGACGCUGCGGUGGGAGAUGCAAAUUCAUUGAGCAGCAAGAUGAGGUAUCUUGUUGCCACCAACCGCGUGGGUACCGAGGUAAAGCCGACGUUCGCAGGCUCGUCAUGCGUGCUUCAGAUGAAGGUGGGUCAACGACCCUUAUUGCUUGACAGCCUAGGAACCAAGAAGCAGGCUUGUCUGCUUGUUACUUUGCCUCCUUGA
Ustilago hordei is the source of this 1173-nucleotide messenger RNA. RefSeq lists its product as uncharacterized. Gene Ontology annotation, biological process: protein catabolic process. The record is from RefSeq and is a predicted model, not a curated record. Gene Ontology annotation, molecular function: protein-N-terminal asparagine amidohydrolase activity; protein-N-terminal glutamine amidohydrolase activity. The coding region runs from base 1 to 1173 and encodes 390 amino acids. The transcript has a single exon. NCBI's taxonomy places the organism in Eukaryota, Fungi, Basidiomycota, Ustilaginomycetes, Ustilaginales, Ustilaginaceae.